Messenger RNA from Didymella exigua CBS 183.55, 960 nucleotides. RefSeq lists its product as uncharacterized. The record is from RefSeq and is a predicted model, not a curated record. Lineage: Eukaryota; Fungi; Ascomycota; Dothideomycetes; Pleosporales; Didymellaceae. Bases 273 to 839 code for a protein of 188 amino acids. The transcript is spliced from 2 exons.
GAACACUUGAAUCGUGACAUCGUCUGGGCACUAAGAUCUUUCAUGCGAUGUCAGGUCCAGACAAGCUUUAAAGCUUACAGGAAUGGUGGGGAAUGCCUGUCGAUCCGCCUUGGAUCCACCUUCGUAUGAGCGAAUCGCAGUCUGACCCCGGUGAGCAUCAGCUGCAACAAAACAACGAUCGAAGGGAGCUAGAGGCAUGCUUCGCGUUCAUAAGAAGCAGGGUUCGCUCUGCUUGAAUGUCUUCAUUUACAGAGCCAGCAAAGAAGAUCACAAUGUACAGCAGUCCCCAUUUCGCACACUACACCGCACCAACACCGACCGUAGCCGAACGCGAGCGAAUACUCACCAAAGUGGCAAAAGUGCAUCAAGAUCAAGUAGCUGCACAAACAGGGGCACCUGCCUGUGCAGAAUCCGAGCCACCGCCAGCCUACACCCCCGAGUCCGCAGCACGUGACCUCCUCGCGAUGCGCGAGGGCGACCCCGAUGAGAAGAUUGAAGUCCCCUUCAUCUACUCUCACGACAAAAAGUCUCUCACGGACUACCUCGCCUUCCGCAACGUCGGGACCGUAACGCGUCGCAUUGUUCCGCGCCCAAUGUCACGAAGGCUAUAUAACGAGCGCUAUGCCCAUGACGCGGAAGGGAACUUCAUCGGUACGGGCGUCAAGGCGCCGGAUGCUGGAUUGGUCUUCAUCCCGAGUAAAGGCACAGAGCAAGAUCUGCUGGACCAGGUCAGCAAGAUGGCGCAUAGCAGGAAGAAUCACGAUCCGUAUGCGUUUAAUGACGGCCAUGGAAUGAUGCCUACGAGUGGUAUCGGAGGUGGUUGGGGCGCUACUGGCUAGUAUGUUUGCUUUGUCUGAGAUUGAUAUUACGCGUCCUAUUUACUAAGCGAGUGGCGGUGAAGUUGGGACGUUUGUUUUGUUCGUAGACUUGAAUUUGGUAUCGUGUCUCUAUUUGGCCUUC